Nelumbo nucifera (sacred lotus) is the source of this 2044-nucleotide messenger RNA. The record is from RefSeq and is a predicted model, not a curated record. Lineage: Eukaryota; Viridiplantae; Streptophyta; Magnoliopsida; Proteales; Nelumbonaceae.
AUGUCUUCAAUAUCCGGAGAGGUUUCUUCUAGGGAUAACAGACCUGCUGCAAGGUCUUCAAAUCUGGAAAGCCCUAAUCUGCACAGCUUGCAGAUUACAAGUGUGCUGCUGGGUGAAUACAACUUCAGGGAGUGGUCCGUUUCUGCAAUGUUUUUUAUUACUUCCCGUGAUCUCACAGGCUACUUAGAUGGGAACAAGAAGGAACCUGAGGUUGAUAGUGCAGAGUAUGCUGUGUGGCGCAAGGAGAAUGCCACAGUUAUGUCCUGGUUGCUUGCCUCUAUGACUCCUCGSGWUGCCAGGACUGUUCAUCACUUUCCUACAGCAGCCAAGAUUUGGGAAAAGGUGUCUAAAACCUAUGGACAGAAGAAAAACAAUGCUAGAAUCUACAGAUUGAAUCAAGACAUUGCUGCCUUAAGGCAAGGGGAUAUGACAGUUAAGACUGUUGAAGGUAUUUCUAAUGCAACAGCAAUUCAGCUUGAUGUAACAGAUCAUGGAAGCCUUUGCAAAUAUAUUUCUAAGGUUGACAUUGUUAUAAGUUUAUUGCCUCCUAGCUUCCAUGUUAUAAUAGCAGAUGCUUGCCUUGAGUUCAAAAAACAUCUUGUCACUGCUAGCUACAUUAAUGAUGCUAUGUCAAGAUUGGAUGAUAAAGCCAAAAGUGCCGGUAUUACAAUUCUUGGGGAAAUGGGUUUGGACCCUGGCAUAGAUCAUAUGAUGGCAAUGAAGAUGAUCAACCAAGCCCAUAUAAAAGGUGGGAGAAUAAGGUCUUUCACUUCUUAUUGUGGGGGACUUCCAUCUCCAGCAGCUGCAAAUAACCCAUUGGCAUAUAAGUUCAGUUGGAACCCUGCAGGAGCUAUCCGGGCAGGACGCAACCCAGCAACUUAUAAAUCUCUUGGAGAAAUUGUACAUAUUGAUGGGAACAAACUAUAUGAUUCAGCAGCAAGGCUCCAAAUACCUGAUCUUCCUGCAUUUGCCUUGGAAUGUCUUCCAAAUCGGAAUUCUUUGGUCUAUGGGGACUUGUAUGGCAUUGGACAGGAAGCAUCAACCAUCUUCCGAGGAACCCUGCGUUAUGAAGGAUUUAGUGACAUCAUGGGGACCCUAGCAAAAAUUGGUUUCUUCAACAUGGAAGCUCAUCCCAUGCUGAAAGAAGGGAAGAAGCCAACUUAUGGAAGCUUCCUCAAUGAACUUCUCAAAACUGAUAGAAGUGAAAAUUUGGAUGAAGUUAUGUUUGAUGCAAAGGAAAUGGUAGAAAGGCUGAUGACUCUCGGGCUUUGCAGAGAAAAAGCAACCGCAAUGAAGACAGUUAAAACUAUCAAAUUUUUGGGACUUCAUGAGAACAAAGAAAUUCCUGGGACCUGCCAAAGUGCAUUUGAUAUUACUUGCUUGUGCAUGGAAGAGAGAUUAGCUUACUCAAAAAUAGAGCAGGACAUGGUGCUUUUGCACCAUGAAGUGGAAAUUGAUUUCCCAGAUGGACGACCUACAGAGAAUCACCGGGCCACUCUCUUGGAAUUUGGAAGGAUAAAUAAUGGGAGAAUGGCCACUGCCAUGGCUCUCACUGUUGGGAUCCCAGCAGCCAUAGGAGCUCUGCUCUUACUUGAAAACAAGAUCAUGACAAGAGGUGUUAUAAGGCCUUUGGAACCAGAAGUCUAUGUGCCAGCACUGGAUAUACUAGAAGCUUAUGGUUUCCGGUUGUUGGAGAAGAUGGACUGAACUCAAUCAUGCUGAGUAUCUCUAUUGGCUUUUAUAUAGAAGCACGUAAAAGUCUCAGACUCGUGGCAUUUGAAAAAAAGUUCCCUGUAGAUCUGUUUGCAUGGUUAUGAUUUAUAUUGUAUUUCUAGUGGAAACUGAAAGUAAAUCACAAAAUCAUGGCAAAGGGAGAAUUGGUUGUAAAAGGAGAUGAGUAAGGGAAAGACAAGCACUGUAGUUGGUGCUUGAUAAAGCCUUUAUACUUAGAUCGCUGGAUUGACCGGUCUCAUGGUCAUGUACAAUGUCUACUGGUAUUUUUCUUCUUCUUUUUUUUGGUCCAAAAUACACAAUAAUUUGAUUA